Molecule: messenger RNA, 1374 nt
Organism: Mucor velutinosus
Lineage: Eukaryota; Fungi; Mucoromycota; Mucoromycetes; Mucorales; Mucoraceae
Product: Factor arrest protein 11
Exons: 3
Coding region: 1-1374 (457 amino acids)
Source: RefSeq, a predicted model, not a curated record
AUGAGCUUAGACGAUGAUCUCUCACUAUCAUUUGCAUCGAGUAUGGGCAUUGGGAAUAUACAAGACGAGUAUCUAGACCGCUCCAACUUAUACACAGACUUGGACCAGCUUGAAAAAUCAGUCGAUGCAGAAUUUGAAGAAUACAUGAACAGAGCACGCUCAUUUCCAUUCAAGCAAGACAACAAGCCAUUAGACAAUGUCUCUGUUCAUUCCGACUAUGAGAUAGUGGGGGACAAUCCAGCGAAUCAAGAUGUUGAUCAAGAGGACAUGGAUGAUGGCGAUAAUGAUUCCUGGCAGCGUUAUUUAGCAAACAGACAUUCAGACGAGCAUUAUAUUCCACUGGGAGGUCCAAGCUUCUCAAAAAGUCAUAGUCGGUCAACGUCUCCAGGUGAAUACUUUGGCGCUCGUUCUUUGCCAUUUGAUUAUGAUUGGCAAAAACAGACUGACGAAGAGGAAGAGCAGGAGGAGGAGGAGGAGGAGGAGGAGGAGGAGCAAAUUGACAAUAAUACACAUUCAUCAUAUAGAAGCAGCAGCAGGAGUCGACAGAAAACCGCCAUCCAAACAUCAUUGGAUUCAAGAUUUAUAAGCCUGCCGAAAUCCUUGGGCAUCUACCCCAAAUACGAGCUGCCCGACAUAGAAUUACACCACCCAUAUACCCAGAAGCAGACGUAUUCAAACGGGUUCUCUGUUUCGUCCACCCGUCAACAAUGCUCACCCAGAGAACAACAGCAACGACAACGGCAACGAGAGCUGCAACAGCAACUCCAGAAUGCACAAUCAGACAACAGCGACUACCAUCAGAAAAGGGCUCCGUCAUCAUCAAACACCAGCACCGAAUCCUCUUCCCAUGCUCCUUUAUCAUUAUACGCUAUCGAACCCGCCUCUCCUCUUCAGUUUCUCUGCGAAAUAUCACCGAAAACCAUCUACGCCAAAGUGAUUCAUUUGAAAAUAGAAAACACCAGUUCGACAUCUGUGAGGAACUUUUCAUUAUUUUCAGCCAAAAACAUGCUUGAUUUUGAGAUGAGUGAAGGUUUGGUUUUGGAGCAUGAGGUAGUAGAGAUCAAGAUCAAGAUUCAAUCCAGCGCUUUGGUUCAGUAUCAGCGACAGCAUUAUCUCAAAGAUGAUUAUCCACCCUUGUCUGACAAAAUUCUGGUGCUGAUAGAUCAUCGACAUGUAAACGAGUUGGAUGUACAGAUCGAUUUCAUAGCGCUGGAAGAUCCAGAUCCAGAAGAAGUGCAGCAAGAGACGGAUGCAACUGAGGAACUAGAUAAAGAACGACAGCAACAUGUGAAUGAGCAUAACCUUUUGUUAUCCCAUCGACCCAAAUGCCGAUUCUGUGCACUAGAAAAGGGCUACCCACUGUAUAACCUGUAG